Molecule: messenger RNA, 1242 nt
Organism: Puma concolor (puma)
Lineage: Eukaryota; Metazoa; Chordata; Mammalia; Carnivora; Felidae
Source: RefSeq, a predicted model, not a curated record
AUGGCUGGGAAGGUGCUGUCGCUGCUGCCGCCGUUGCUGCUGGCCGCGGCGGGCCUCGCCGGGCUCCUACUGCUGUGCGUCCCCACUCGAGACAUCUGGGAGCUGCCCGCCCUCAAGUACGGCAUUGUCCUGGACGCGGGCUCUUCGCACACGUCCAUGUUCAUCUACAAGUGGCCUGCAGACAAGGAGAAUGACACAGGCAUCGUGGGCCAGCACAGCUCCUGUAAUGUACGCGGAGGGGGCAUCUCCAGCUACGCAGACGACCCUUCCAGGGCUGGCCAGAGUCUCGUUGAAUGCCUGGACCAGGCGCUUCAGGAGGUGCCCAAGGAGAGCCAUGUGCACACGCCCCUCUACCUGGGAGCCACAGCAGGCAUGCGCCUGCUCAACCUGACCAGUCCCGAGGCCUCGGCCAAUGUGCUCGCGGCUGUGACCCGGACGCUGACCCGGUAUCCCUUCGAUUUCCGUGGUGCCCACAUCCUCUCGGGCCAGGACGAGGGGGUGUUCGGUUGGGUGACGGCCAACUACCUGCUGGAGAACUUCAUCAAGUAUGGCUGGGUGGGCCGGUGGUUCCGGCCAAGGAAGGGGACGCUGGGGGCCAUGGACCUGGGGGGCGCCUCCACACAGAUCACCUUCGAGAUGGCCAGCCCAGCCGAGGAUCCAGCCAAUGAGGUCCGGCUGCGGCUCUAUGGCCAGCACUACUGCGUCUACACCCACAGCUUCCUCUGCUAUGGCCGUGACCAGGUCCUCCGGAGGCUGCUGGCUGGUGCACUCCAGACCCACGGCUUCCACCCUUGCUGGCCGAGGGGCUAUUCUACCCAAGUGCUGCUUCAGGACGUGUAUGAGUCUCCGUGUACCGCGGCCCAGCGGCCCCAGACCUUCAACAGCAGCACCCGGGUCAGCCUGGCAGGGAGCAGCGACCCUGCCCUCUGCCGUGGCCUCAUCUUAGGACUCUUCAAUUUCUCCUCCUGCCGCUUCUCCCGAUGUUCCUUUAAUGGCAUCUUCCAGCCCCCAGUGGCCGGGAACUUCAUGGCCUUCUCUGCUUUCUUCUACACCGUGGACUUCCUAAGGUCUGUGAUGGGGCUUCCCGUGGCAACCCUGCAGCAGCUGGAGACAGCCGUAGUCACCGUCUGCAACCAGACGUGGAGUCAGUCGCGGGCAGACUUAGGGGGCGCGGGGAAGCGGGGGACAAAAGGCCAGCCCGAGGUCCAUGCGGAGGGCCUGGAGCUUCUCCUGUUGCCCUGA